This is a messenger RNA of Clupea harengus (Atlantic herring), 1961 nucleotides long. It is a transcript of the gene ggt6, whose product is annotated as gamma-glutamyltransferase 6. The record is from RefSeq and is a predicted model, not a curated record. Gene Ontology annotation, cellular component: extracellular exosome. NCBI's taxonomy places the organism in Eukaryota, Metazoa, Chordata, Actinopteri, Clupeiformes, Clupeidae.
CUCGUAACGCAAAAGAGUUUAAAUAUUAUUCGAGCAAACAUUUAAGCUUGACAAAAUGUUUUACACCGUUCGUUACGAAAAAGUACCCAGUAAUAUGUUAGAGGAAACUGAACGUGGUGAACGAGACGAUGACGAAGAGGGGGGCGAGGCAUUAGUCUACCUGCGUCCGCCGUCUGCCCGCCAGAGGAGAAGUUGUUUGGGAAGGAGUGAGAUGUGGCUACGCAUAACAGUGGCACUGGUCCUCCUUGCCAUUGCGCUGGGCUUUGUGUUCUGCGAGUGGUCUGGCUGCGGUGCGGAGCAGGAGAGCGGGGACAGCCAGAUGGCGCACGCUGACAAUGGCAGCGAAGGACAUGGGCACCAUCACCACACAGAAGAUGAGGAUGAUGAUGAGGAUGAUGACCGUGACCAUGAAGAACAUGGUGACAACCACAACCACAACCACACUCACUCCGAUUCUCUCUUCCACCAUGCUGCCAUCAUCACCGGCUCGACUACUUGUUCCAGGGCCGGGAGAAAACUUCUCCAAGAUGGAGGGAACGUGGUUGAUGCAGGAAUUGCGGCCCUCCUUUGUCUGGGAGUAGUCCAUCCCCAUACAGCCGGCAUAGGUGGAACCUUUUCAGCUAUUUUUUAUAACCACACAACUGGAUCUCUGAAGGCAAUUCAACCCUCAAUCCCAAGGAACAAUUUAAACACUUACGGUAUUCCUGCCAUUCUGCCAGGAAUCAAACGUUUACAUGCCCAGUAUGGAAAUCUGGAGUGGGCGAAGCUGUUUGAGGAUGCCAUAAGACUGGCCAAGGAUGGAUUCCAGAUUGACCAUAUUCUCACCUCGGCUCUACUGAGUAACGAGAGAAUGAUUGUCCAAUCACAGCUGUGCACUCUGUUCUGUGAUGAGAAUGGCCGCGUGAAAUCUGCGGGCUCAAAUGUCACCAACCCAAAUCUAUCAGAGCUCCUGCGCAGUGUCAGCCUAAAUGACUCUCAUUUCCCAGAAAUACUGGCCAUGAAAUUGGCUGAGGACAUCUCCCCGGCAGAGAGGCCAGAUUUUGUCCGUGACAUUCGGCGCGUCAGAGGAGAAAUCAAUGACCCUCUUAUCGCAGAGGAAGAAAAAUACACCCUCCUCUCGGGCUCUCUUCCAUUCUCAGGGUCUGUCCUAUCAGAUGCAUUAGUGAAAGCCACCGAGCAGAUCCACUCCCUGCACAAUCGCACAGAUCUUAACAGCUCUGCCCCUUCUCUCCUCAGUCUUUUAGAGUUUGCUAAGGAAAUAUAUAACACUGCCCUGGCAGAGGAGAAUGGGAGCCUGGUGGAGAGGCUAGCCAUGAAUGUAGCCAGUUCUCAGAUUGGGGUGCUGCACAGCCAAGGUCACUUUCUGGUCAUGUCAGCGUCACUCAACAGCUCCUGGGGGUCUGGACGCUACUUGCCGUCCACCGGCGUCGUUCUGAGUGAUUUUGUUUCAAACAUUAGCGCAGGUGUUCCGCUCUUGAACUUCCCUUUGGUAGCAAAGAUUAAAAACAUGGUUGACGACGAUGAUGAUGAUGACGAUGAGCAUUCAGACGAGGAUGUACAGGUCAUUGCUGUGACUGGGGGACUUUCUGCUCUGUUGAAUGCUGCUCAGAUCUUAACAAACAGGUUGGAUUACAGCAUGUCUGCUCAGGAAGCCGUGCAGAGCCCUCUCUUCCAUUUUGCCCAGGGAAGUGCUGGGUCUGUGACUGUGUGUGUGUCCUCCGUGUCUAAUGGCACAGACGGCUUCACUCUGCCUUGGGAGGAGGGUGACCAGCGACAGCCGACACAUAGAUGCACUGAUGACUCCGAAGCCAUGCUGCUGCAGCUGCAUGCAGGACACGUGGGAGUGUACGGGGCCCCAGCGCUAAAAUCACACACUGAUGGAUUUUGAAGGCAAACAUAAUCAAUGUAAAUAAUCAUCAGACUCAAGCGCACACACACACACACACACACACACACACACA